This is a messenger RNA of Phyllopteryx taeniolatus (common seadragon), 805 nucleotides long. It is a transcript of the gene gphb5, whose product is annotated as glycoprotein hormone subunit beta 5. Gene Ontology annotation, molecular function: hormone activity. The record is from RefSeq and is a predicted model, not a curated record. NCBI's taxonomy places the organism in Eukaryota, Metazoa, Chordata, Actinopteri, Syngnathiformes, Syngnathidae. Gene Ontology annotation, cellular component: cytoplasm; extracellular region. The transcript has 3 exons. Bases 165 to 716 code for a protein of 183 amino acids. Gene Ontology annotation, biological process: G protein-coupled receptor signaling pathway; regulation of thyroid hormone receptor signaling pathway.
UUUGCAGGUGUACCUAAUGUAGUGGCCACCAUUGUGGCUUUGAAACACACGCCGAGGUUCAGAAAAUAACGUCAAAUAACAGACAACUAUCAGAAUUUUCCAGGGAGUCUCCAUUACUCCUGCCGCCUCGGGGACUCUCGUGCGGUAUUUUAAUUGUAAUUACGAUGAUGUCAGAGUGUCCGUCCGCCCUAAUGACUCUCACGCAGAAAAAAAGGGAGGGGGGAAAAAAAAAAAAAACAACGAAGACAAGCCUACCAGCUUCCAUUUCAUUUGCUUGUUGCUUGAGCACGCUCCAGUCGCUGCUGCAGGCGAGACGCAAAAGCAUGCGCGUCCUCCCUCCUCCGCCGCUGCUGCUGCUGCUGCUGCUCGGCCAGCGCGCAGCAGUGAUGCGCGUUGCCGGGACAACGGCGCUGCACGGCUUCCGCGGCUGCGCAGUGCGAGAGUUCUCCUUCGUGGCCCAGAAGCCGGGCUGCAAGGGGCUGCGGGUCACCACGGAGGCCUGCUGGGGGCGCUGCCACACCUGGGAGAGGCCAGUGCUGGACCCCCCCUACAUCCACCGGCACCACCGCGUGUGCACGUACGCGCUGACCCGCUACGCCAGCGCGCGGCUGCCCGGCUGCCAGGCCGGCGUCUCGCCCCUUUACCACUACCCGGUGGCCGUGCACUGUCACUGCGCUGUGUGCACCACCCUGGACAGCGAGUGCGAGAGCUUCUGACGGCAGAGGGAGGAAAGCUCAUGUCCAUCGUGUGUGAUGCUCAUUGAAUUCAUGCAAAAAAAUAAAAAACAAAUGUUUUGCCUUCUUUA